AAGGAAAAAAAAGGGGGGGGCGACUUCCAUUCUUUUUGUAAUUUUAAGCUGUGGAAUCUGUUUUAGGAUGUAAAUAUCUUUGGGGAGAUGUUAAAUAUGAAGAGCUAUACAGGAUAAAGGCAUGAAGUAACAUCUAUGAUCCUGAGGUUUGAGGUCAUGUAGGAUUAGGUAGAAGAGAGGUUCUUACAAAUUACACAGAGUUAAGAACUUCAUCGCUUCGGUGCCUGCGCAGUUUACUGACAGCGUCAAAGUAGCUGGCCCACCCUAACAGUAAUCCAGUCAUGUAAAUCGGCUGUAGAGGGCGCGAGUGGGUCUCGGAACCUUUCCGCCGGGGUUAUUUUGUGAGAGGGACCGGAAAAGGAGUGGGAACCUUUGCCAUGAUGGGAGGCCGAGUGUUGAGCUCCUCUGCGGGUCGUUUUUUAGGAGCUCUCGGGGCUCGGUGUUGGGCCGGACGAGCCGAGCGUCCUUGCUUAACUUCGUGGGCGGUUUAUUCAGAUAGCCAGCUUAUUUGGACUUUACAAAGUAAAUCAUGGGUUUUCGAUGAAUGUGGAACCAUGUGGUUCAAAUCCUACAGGAAGACUUUUGCCUCUUUGAAUAGAAUUAAAAGUUACCGGCAGCCUUGGACAAGACCGUACAGUACUUCACAGACCACUGUUGACAGCAAUGAGGUGAAAACCUUUCUGGCCAUGGCUCACAAGUGGUGGGAUGAGGAGGGAGUAUAUGCACCUCUCCACUCUAUGAAUGACCUGAGGGUGCCAUUUAUUAGAGACAAUCUUUUGAAAACAGUUGCUAAUCAUCAUCCAGGAAAACCUUUGUUUGGAAUGAAGAUUCUUGAUGUUGGCUGUGGUGGUGGAUUAUUAACCGAACCUCUAGGACGUCUGGGGGCUUCAGUGUUUGGAAUUGAUCCUGUGGAUGAAAACAUUAAAACAGCACAGCACCAUAAAACAUUUGAUCCAGUCCUCGAUAAGAGGAUAGAGUACAGGGUAUGUUCCCUGGAAGAGAUCGUGGAAGACACUGAAGAAACUUUCGAUGCUGUUAUAGCUUCUGAAGUUGUAGAACAUGUAGCUGAUCUGGAAACAUUUAUACAGUACUGCUGUCAAGUAUUAAAACCUAGUGGCUCUUUAUUCAUUACUACAAUCAAUAAGACACAGCUGUCCUAUGCCUUGGGGAUUGUGUUUGCAGAGCGGAUUAUGGGGAUUAUACCAAAAGGUACUCAUACAUGGGAGAAGUUCGUUUCACCUGAAAAGCUAGAGAGCAUUUUGGAAUCGAAUGGUCUAUCAGUUCAAACUGUGACAGGAAUGCUCUACAACCCCUUCUCGGGUUACUGGCAUUGGAGUGAAAAUACCAGCCUUAACUAUGCAGCCCAUGCUGUGAAGUCCAUGGUACCAGGACACUCGGGGCCUACUGAGAUUGUUUUUAAGGGGGAAAAAGAAGAGCCUCAAGCUGAGGCUUCCACCAUCCCAGGUAUGCAUGAAGAACUGAAGAAAUGAAUUGUUUCUGAAGACUGUAGUAAUAUAUCUUGAAAGGUUGGAUCCUUAUAUUUAAAAAUAUAUGUAUACAAUUUAUCUUUUGAGAAAGAAUCACAAAGAAAAGGUUAAUAAAAAAGUUAAAUCCUUGGACAAAAAUUUUUAUGGCAUCUACUAGCUACUCUCAAGGGAUUCUAUGGAUAAAAAAGUUUUAUGAAGGUAUCCGUGAUCUAGGAGUUCACAUCUAGGAGUUCAUUGUCUUUGUUAUAUAAAUGAAGAAUGCUAUUUCAUUUUUUUUCUAAGUUUAUUUAAGAAAAAUGAAGAGUGGGGAGAAACUGGCCCUGCAGAGCAAACUUAGGCCAAGUAAAUAGAAAGAGGGUUAGGGCAAACACAAAAGUACAUGCGGCAUCUGGGAAACACAGUGUGGACUAUCAUGGAAAGCUACAAUAGCUGCAUAUUUCCUUUUAUCUUACGGGUUAUGCAUAUAUUUUCCCCACAUACAUGCACAUACAUAUCCGCUGUUCUUUAUUUUAAUUCAAUGAGGAAUUUGUAUCGUAAAUGUUCCUCUUUAUUUGAUUUUUUUUUUGGGGGGGUGCCAGGGAUUGAACUCAGGUCC
Fukomys damarensis (Damara mole-rat) is the source of this 2082-nucleotide messenger RNA. RefSeq names its product coenzyme Q3, methyltransferase (gene Coq3). The record is from RefSeq and is a predicted model, not a curated record. The transcript has 7 exons. Gene Ontology annotation, molecular function: 2-methoxy-6-polyprenyl-1,4-benzoquinol methyltransferase activity. NCBI's taxonomy places the organism in Eukaryota, Metazoa, Chordata, Mammalia, Rodentia, Bathyergidae. Bases 378 to 1490 code for a protein of 370 amino acids. Gene Ontology annotation, biological process: ubiquinone biosynthetic process.